UUUUUCAAACACAAACCGAUAAGCCUCUUUAUGCUCUUUUCUUCUCUUCAUCUCUAAGCUUCGUACAUACCAGGCCCCUUAACUUGAAAGAAAAAACAAAAAUAUUUUUUUUUUUUGCUUUUUUUUUUUUUCCUUUUCUUUUUAGAGAAAAAACAUGUUAUCACUGAGACCUUGCAAGACCCAUUGCCAAUCAACAUUUUUCUCUACCCCUUCUGAGCUUCAAAGACUAAAACAAACACAAACGAUAAAAUAUUUUCCAAACAAAAUGUUGGUCCAAAGAAGAAAACUAAUUGGCAUAAGAGGAUGUGCCAGCGCUGGGCAAGGAGAAGGAGAAAAUAAGAGCGAGAGGCGAAAUUUCUUGAGCCUAGAAGAGGCAGGUUUAGUGGAAAUGUCUGGCCUCAGCACUCACGAGCGAUUUCUUUGCCGUUUAACGAUAUCGUCCUUAAAUUUGCUAAGAGUGAUAUCAGAGCAAGAAGGAUGUCCGAUUGAGGAACUAAAUGCAGGAAGAGUAUGCGACUGGUUUGUCAAAGAUAAGCUGAAGCGAGAACAGAACAUCGAUUCUGCUGUCCUUCAAUGGGAUGACUCAGAAUUUCAAUUUUGAUCUUUUGAAAAAAAAAAAAAGAAAGAAAAAAAAAAAAGAAAGGGACAAAAAGCAACAAAAACAAAGUCCACCACUCUACUAGUUCUAUUGAAUUUUUGCCCUUGUAGUCCGUUUGAACGAGACCUUGAUUUUUCUUUUUCGCACUUGAUUUGGUUGUGUUUUGAACAAUGAGUAAACGUGUAACGACCACAUUAUUUUAUCAUUGAAUUG
Morus notabilis is the source of this 811-nucleotide messenger RNA. RefSeq lists its product as uncharacterized. The record is from RefSeq and is a predicted model, not a curated record. The coding region runs from base 155 to 601 and encodes 148 amino acids. The transcript has 2 exons. NCBI's taxonomy places the organism in Eukaryota, Viridiplantae, Streptophyta, Magnoliopsida, Rosales, Moraceae.